Messenger RNA from Hypoxylon trugodes, 2186 nucleotides. Its product is annotated as acetyl-CoA synthetase-like protein. The transcript has a single exon. Lineage: Eukaryota; Fungi; Ascomycota; Sordariomycetes; Xylariales; Hypoxylaceae. The coding region runs from base 432 to 2105 and encodes 557 amino acids. Gene Ontology annotation, biological process: secondary metabolic process. The record is from RefSeq and is a predicted model, not a curated record. Gene Ontology annotation, molecular function: CoA-ligase activity.
AUUGCCACGUUCAAUACACGAUGGUAACAUUGCAUUAGGCCGAGCCAGUGUAAAGGACUGUUACCCUACCUUAUAGUCGUACCUGACUAUACCUAAAAGAUAUUACCGAAAGUACGGUUUGAAGGCAUUGCGAAAAGAAUACUUCAUUUACCUGUUCGUAACCGGACUUUCCGAGAACGGUCUUAUGGCACGGUGACCCAUACAUAUCGAUCUCAUCGUGCAAAAAGCCAAGCAAUUGCUAACGAGAAAGGUCAUCGUACCUAGUCAUUCAUAACAAAUUAUGAUGAAACCAGUCAUAUGUGUGACACUGGGGUUGUAAUGAGGCGAAGGCCCCUUUCAACGUUUCCAGUAACAUUAACGUCUAUCAAACUCGUUACUCAACUUCUCAUUGGAGUUGUGUUGGACGCAGAUCUGGCGGCUCAAGGAUAACGAUGAGGGUCUAUCGCUUCGGCACGAUAGAUAUCCCCAGGGAUCUAAAUUUAACUGAGUUGCUUCAUAAAUCUGCCUACCUAGAUCUCCCAAGAUCGCACUUAAUCGCCAAGGAUAGCCUCACGAACCGUAGUAUAACUAUCGGUGAGCUACAAGACCGUGCUGGGAGAAUUGCGAAUGGACUCAAGACCAAGUUGAAUCCCACCGACCAGGCAAGAUGGGCUAUCAUUUUGCCUAACAGUGUCGACUUCCUUGAAACAUUUCAUGCGAUACUUUGGACGGGAGGCGUGGUCUGUCCUAUUAAUUAUGCGCUAAAAGCGGCGGAGAUUGGUCAUGGAAUUGCGGUAUCGCGACCGCAUUUCGUGGUUGCCUAUGGAGCCACGAUACCCAUCGUCCGGGAAGCUUUACAGGUUGCCAAGAAAGAACUCGUAGAGCAAGGAGUGAAUUGGAAAUUGCCUCAUGUCAUAACCGUUAUCAGCCGGGUGAAAGGGCUUCCGCACUUAACGGAUGACUACAUCUCACUAGAACGGCUGCCAAUUCCACACUGGCCUGACACGGCGGAGCGCUUGGCGUCGAUACACCUAUCAUCCGGUACCACAGGCAAGCCAAAAGGUGUCGAGUUAACACACUACAACUUUGUAUCAAACUGCUGCCAGCUCUUCGCCCACGACCCAGAGCAAUUCACACCAGGUAGUCGGACAGUAGCCUACACACCAUGGGCGCACAUCGCUAUGACAACAUUACCGUUAUUCCUAGGUCCUUACACCGGCAUGUUACACCACGCUAUGCCGAGUUACAACCUCGAAGAGUUUGCGAAACUAGUUGGGUCUAACCAAGCAACUACAUUCCAAGGCGUCCCAAGCGUAGUCCUGCAGAUGGCCAACUCAGACAUCACAAGCCGCUUCGACUUCUCGCGCGCGCAGUACAUCAACGUCGGCGGACCUCUAAAGCAAGAGCUAAAAGACCGUCUACUAAGCAAAGCGCCGUGGAAACUAAUACAAGUCUACGGGAUGACAGAAGCCGCGGGAUACGUCGCAUACCAAAAAGCCCGCGAGACACCAGCAGACGGGGUAACAGGCAAAUUACUCCCGAAUAUCGAAGCCUGUCUAAAGAAAGAAGGUAGCUCAGAAGACGUACCCGUCGGUCAACCCGGCGAACUCUGGCUCCGAGGCCCGAAUUUCACGCGCGGAUACGCGUUCAAUGAAGAAGCGAAUCAGAAGGGGUUUCCGAUGAAAGGGUGGUAUAAUACGGGCGAUGUAUGCACGAUUGACGCGGAAGGGCGGGUGAGUGUGUUGGGGCGCACGAAAGAUUUGAUUAAGUAUAAGGGCUUCCAGGUCUCGCCCGCAGAACUCGAGACGUAUGUAAAUGCGCAUCCGAAUGUGGUGGAGGGCGGGAUUGGCGCGACAUGGGAUGAGAGUCAACUCACGGAGCUUCCGACCGCGUGGGUGAUUUUGAGAGGCCAAUUCAAGACGGCGGAGCAGAAGAGAACGGCGCUUCGGGAGGUUCAUCGGGAUAUUGAUGGACAGGUGAGUGGGUAUAAGAAGCUGAGGGGUGGUGUUUGGGAAAUUGAGGCGCUUCCGAAGAAUGCGACGGGGAAGAUAUUAAGGAAGCAGUUAGUUGAGAUGAGGAGUGGCUUAUGUUCACUUGAGGAAAAGCCUCCUAAGGCGAAAUUAUAGAUCAAGAAUUCAUAGAUUCGAAUUAGAAGGAUCCCUGACGGGAAUAAUUAGGUAGUUCUUAAUUAGAGUGCAUUUCAUUCA